GCUCCAGAGCUUCUUGGAUUGGGAAUUCUCAUCCUUGUUUCGUUUGAGAGGCAGACAUCACUGUUUAGAGAAAAUUCACAAUUGGAGACCGAUUCUGGAAUCCCAAGGCACAUUUUGAAACAAAGUUGGAUUUCUUUGUGAACUCUCUGAGCAGUUCCCAUAAGGGUCCUUCCCACACGCUGACUCCUGUGCGUAUUCUGAGCCUCAUUCAGACAUGGCCUUUCAGAGAACGGAGGGAAUGUCCAUCAUCCAGGCCUUGGCAAUGACAGUGGCAGAAAUCCCUGUGUUUCUUUACACGACAUUUGGGCAGUCUGUCUUCUCUCAGCUGAGACUCUCCCCAGGCCUGAGGAAGGUGCUGUUUGCUACAGCGCUUGGGACAGUUGCCUUAGCUCUUGCCGCACACCAGCUGAAGCGGCGUCGACGUCGAAAGAGACAGAUCACCCCAGAAAAGUGUGGCAUUAAGCCUGGAGGAGUCCCUGCCCCCUCUUUACCAACCAAGAAGGUCCCUUCGGUGAAAAAAGGAUACUCCAACAAGAGAGUACAAAGUCCUAGCAGCAAGAGCAAUGACACACUCAGCGGGAUUUCCUCCAUUGAGCCAAGCAAGCAUUCCUGCUCCUCCCACAGCCUAGCCUCGAUAGUGGCUGUGAACUCUUCCAGCCCAACACCAGCAUCUGCAGGGCCCUGGGAGACGAGAGCGAUGGAAGAUCCUGGAGCAGCUGGCGACUCUAGUGCUGAAAACCUCUAUAUUCAAGGGAUGGAGCUAUUUGAGGAGGCGCUGCAGAAGUGGGAGCAGGCAUUGACCGUAAGGCAGAGAAACAACACUAGCACUCCAGUUUCUUGGGACAACACAAAACAUGAAGAAACUAUGUCUGAGGAGUUGCCUGAGCAGGAGUCCCAGAAAAAGGAGUUUGCAGAGAAGCUUGAAUCUCUCUUGCACCGGGCAUAUCACCUUCAGGAAGAAUUUGGGUCAACGCUCCCUUCCGACAGCAUGCUGCUAGACCUGGAGAGAACUCUCAUGCUUCCCCUGACAGAUGGGUCACUGAGACUUCGGACAGAUGACGAAGACAGUUUGACUUCUGAGGACUCCUUCUUUUCUGCUGCAGAGCUCAUUGACUCCCUCCAGAUUGGGAAAAUACCUUUUCAGCUUUCCAAGCCAGCAGCUGCAUACGAAGAAGCUCUACAGUUGGUGAAAGAAGGGAGCGUUUCAUGCAGAACACUAAGGACAGAGCUUCUAGGCUGCUACCAUGAUCAGGAUUUCCUGGCAAAGCUCCACUGUGUCAGGCAGGCCUUCCAGGCCCUUCUGCAGGAUGAGAGCAACCAGUUGUUUUUUGGAGAGGUUGGAAAGCAGAUGGUGACAGGACUAAUGACAAAGGCUGAGAAGAACCCCAAAGGUUUUCUGGCAAGCUAUGAGGAGAUGCUACAUUACGCACUGAAGCAAGACACCUGGCCAACCACUCAGCGGGAGCUGGAAGGACGAGGGGUGGUGUGCAUGAAUUUCUUUGAUAUUGUGCUGGACUUCAUUCUCAUGGAUGCUUUUGAGGACCUAGAGAACCCUCCCUCCUCUGUCCUAGCCGUCCUGCGCAACCGCUGGCUCUCAGACAGCUUCAAGGAGACGGCCCUAGCAACUGCCUGCUGGUCAGUUCUGAAAGCAAAGAGGAGGCUUCUAAUGGUACCAGAUGGCUUUAUCUCUCAUUUCUACUCCGUAUCGGAGCACGUCAGUCCUGUUCUAGCCUUUGGUUUUCUGGGGCCCAAACAGCAGCUGUCUGAGGUCUGUGGUUUCUUCAAGCACCAGAUAGUGCAAUAUUUGAAGGACAUGUUUGACCUGGACAAUGUGAGAUACACAACAGUGCAGUUGCUGGCAGAAGACAUUCUGCAGCUGUCACGGCGGCGCAGUGAGAUCCUCCUGGGAUAUUUGGGUAGUGAGACGACCCCAGAGAUGAAUGGGACACUGUCCAGUGAAAAUGGACCCCUGGAGGAGCUCAACUAAUAUUCAAUUAGGGGAGAAAAUCCA
Molecule: messenger RNA, 2011 nt
Organism: Emys orbicularis (European pond turtle)
Lineage: Eukaryota; Metazoa; Chordata; Testudines; Emydidae
Gene: MIGA2
Product: mitoguardin 2
Exons: 16
Coding region: 215-1987 (590 amino acids)
Biological process (GO): mitochondrial fusion
Source: RefSeq, a predicted model, not a curated record